AUGUCGAAAGGACCAGCAGUUGGAAUCGAUCUUGGUACCACGUAUUCUUGUGUUGGAGUUUUUCAACAUGGGAAAGUGGAAAUUAUCGCAAAUGAUCAGGGAAAUAGAACAACACCAAGCUAUGUAGCGUUUACUGAAACGGAACGCCUGAUUGGAGAUGCUGCAAAAAAUCAAGUCGCAAUGAAUCCCUCAAACACGAUUUUUGAUGCUAAGCGAUUGAUAGGUCGACGAUUUGACGAUCCUUCGGCGCAGGCAGAUAUGAAACAUUGGCCCUUCCAGAUCAUUAAUGACUCUGGGAGACCUAAAAUACAAGUGGAAUAUAAAGGAGAAACUAAAACAUUCUACGCUGAGGAGAUUUCCUCUAUGGUGUUGACAAAAAUGAAGGAAACAGCUCAGGCAUAUCUUGGAAAAACUAUCACAGAUGCUGUGGUGACUGUGCCAGCGUAUUUCAAUGAUUCUCAGCGCCAGGCUACAAAAGACGCAGGUGUGAUUGCUGGCUUAAAUGUCUUGCGUAUUAUCAAUGAGCCAACUGCUGCUGCCAUUGCAUAUGGUCUGGACAAGAAAGUUGGUUCUGAACGCAAUGUCCUUAUCUUUGAUCUUGGUGGUGGUACAUUUGAUGUCUCCAUUUUGAGCAUUGAAGAUGGUAUAUUUGAAGUCAAAUCUACGGCUGGAAACACUCACCUUGGGGGUGAAGACUUCGACAACAAUGUUGUUGAUUUUUUUGUGAAUAAUUUCAGAACAAAGUACAAGAAAGAUCUUUCAACCAAUAAACGUGCUCUGCGUCGCUUGAGGACAGCCUGUGAACGUGCCAAGAGGACCCUCUCCUCCAGCACCCAAAGUAGUAUCGAGAUUGAUUCCUUGUAUGAGGGAAUUGAUUUUUAUACCUCACUUACUCGUGCCAAGUUUGAAGAAUUGAACAGAGAUUUAUUUGACAAAACCAAAGACCCUGUUGAAAAGGCUUUAGGUGAUGCUGGAUUGGCCAAGAACCAGGUUCAUGAGGUUGUGUUGGUUGGAGGAUCAACUCGCAUCCCAAAGAUUCAAGAGAAGCUGCAGGAUUUUUUUGAUGGCAAAGAACUCAACAAAAGCAUCAAUCCAGAUGAAGCUGUAGCCUAUGGUGCUGCAGUUCAAGCUGCAAUUCUGAGUGGUGACAAGAGUAGUGAAGUUCAGGAUUUGUUGCUUCUAGAUGUAGCACCAUUGUCACUUGGAAUUGAGACUGCAGGAGGAGUUAUGACAGUUCUUAUCAAGCGCAACACAACCAUACCCACCAAGAAGACAGAAUCCUUCACUACCUAUUCAGACAAUCAAACCAGUGUCCUAAUCCAGGUCUUUGAAGGAGAGAGAGGAGUGACAUCAGGCAACAAUCUGCUUGGAAAAUUUGAGCUGUCUGGCAUUCCACCAGCCCCACGAGGAGUUCCACAGAUUGAAGUGACUUAUGACAUUGAUGCAAAUGGAAUCUUGAAUGUUUCAGCUGUUGACAAGAGCACUGGUCGUGAGAAUAAGAUCACCAUCACCAACGACAAAGGCAGAUUGUCCAAGGAUGAUAUUGAUCGCAUGGUGCGUGAAGCUGAGAAGUACAAAGCUGAAGAUGAUUUGCAACGUGACAAAGUCCAGGCCAAGAACUCACUGGAGAGUUAUGCAUACCAUAUGAAGAGCACAGUGGAAGAUGAAAAGGUGCGAGAUAAGAUCUCUGAAGAUGACAGGAAAACAAUUGUCGACAAGUGCAAUGAAACUAUUAGCUGGCUUGAAAGCAACCCUGAUGCAAGUAAAGAUGAAUAUGAUAAGCGACAAAAAGAAUUAGAGAGCAUUUGUAAUCCAGUGAUUACAAAGUUAUACCAGGGUUCUGGAGGUGCCCCUCCUCCAGGGGCAGGAGGCUUUCCUCAGGGGGGUGGGGCUCCUACCUCUGACUCGGCUAGUUCUGGAGGACCAACCAUUGAAGAAGUUGACUGAGGAAAAUGUUGCCUGAGGAAGGAGAUUUGUUCACUGAACUUUUUUAGAUUAAAUUGAGUUAUUCAGUGUUUCCUGUAUGCUUUAAGGUAAAGAGAGCUCAGAUUGUUUGAAGUUUAAUGUGGUGAAGCUCCAAGAGUAAUGCAUGAAAAAAGCGGAAAAAGCAUUCCUUGAAAACUAGAUCAAUCCUGUCUCAUUUGUACACAAGUUUUGGAAACACCUUGUUUUGAUCUCUGGUGGCUUAGUUAGGUAUUGUAGCUUCUCUAUUUGUUAAGGACCAUGACUGAAAACUUUUUGGCCUCAGAGUUAAAGAGCCAUUCACUCGGAGUUAGGACUGGAACAUUGGGAUCCUCUGCUUAGCAGGAGCAAUUUUGAUAUGGAUUUUCUGAAAGUUGAUUUCACAAGUUUGUAGUGUGUAUUUUGUUAAACUGAGUAAGAGGGCGAGAGUUUGUCAGGUGUGUGGAACACCUUAAGUAUUCUGACAAAUAUUAAAACAAGAUAUGCAGCAAAGAAAAGAGGGGCUCAAUCAUAACAUGCCUUA
Molecule: messenger RNA, 2485 nt
Organism: Pocillopora damicornis (cauliflower coral)
Lineage: Eukaryota; Metazoa; Cnidaria; Anthozoa; Scleractinia; Pocilloporidae
Product: heat shock cognate 71 kDa protein
Molecular function (GO): ATP binding; ATP-dependent protein folding chaperone
Source: RefSeq, a predicted model, not a curated record